CCACGCACAUGUCAAUAAGGGAGGUAACUUCGCGACUUGACAUUGAUAAACAUGGAUUGAACUUGAAAUCGCAGGUGAUGAGUGAAUGAGGUUGUGCAGAACAUGAUGGAGUCCUGCAAGGGUCUUCCUGGAUUUGUCUGGGUAUGUCCACAGCCCAGUGUAGACCGAUGUCACCGUGUGCCGAGACAGUCAGUAUGGCAGACACUGUCCUUCCCAAGAGUGUAUGCAGCAGAGAUGCCAACAGCCACGGACAAAAUAGAACAGGCUGUGUCCACAGACACCAUAAAAACAGUGAACUUUGUUUCUGAAAGGGAAAUACAAGAAUAUAUGAUGAAAGAAACAGGAAAAGACCGUCUUGUGAAGAUGUUUUCAAAAAAUCAUAUAGGUGGGUGGAGCCCGGAGGUGCAGUUUAUAAAGCAGGUGACAACACAAACAGCUUUAAUCACCUUCCUCAUCACGUCCUUCGUUGGCGGCCGACAUGCGAGGGAGGAGUUUGUCAGGAAGCACCAGGCGACCGUCUUUUCUACACGGUUCAGGGCGUUUAGAUCACUUCAAGAUUCUAUUUUCAUGAAGAGUUUGUUGGAUGGAGCAAAGUGGACAGUAAAAGUCUCCCUGUUCACAGUGUCCUUGUUAGGUAUAUCACAGUCCAUUGCUGUAUAUCGCAAUAAGUCAUCUCCAUGGGAAUAUUCAAUAGGCUUAGGAAUAACAGCAGCCUUCUUGAAGUGCAACUUGGGACUUAAGGGAAUGUUUGCUGGAGGUGUGUUUGGAACAGUGAUGGGCCUUGUAGGAGGGACAGCUAUUUGGGGGAUCAUGUAUGCACUGAAUGAGACUCAGGAACAGAGGAACUACUGGAAGGUGCAGAAACACCUGGAGAUGGAGAAAGCAUCAAGAGGUCUUCUUGUAUCACCCGAAACAGGAGAACAACUUCAGCCCCAGCCAAUGUCGUAGUUAUCUCCCUUGAUGGGGUGUCAUCCUUCUGCGUUUAAUUUGUCACUGAACAUUUGUGCAUGAGCUAAUGUGAACGCUUUAUCAAGAUACAGAAGAUGUGACCCAUCUUCCUUCUGAAGUGACAGGGAAGGGUCUUUUUAAAGUGUUUGAAAUCAUCUGGUAGUCCUAAUUAUACCCCCGACCGUCCGUCCGAAAACUUUGUCCGUGCGAUUUCUCUUAAACUAUUCAGUGGAUUUAUCUCAAACUUAGUACAUAUAAUCUGUGUCAUAUG
This is a messenger RNA of Haliotis rufescens (red abalone), 1219 nucleotides long. RefSeq names its product RPII140-upstream gene protein-like. Gene Ontology annotation, cellular component: mitochondrion. Lineage: Eukaryota; Metazoa; Mollusca; Gastropoda; Lepetellida; Haliotidae. The coding region runs from base 103 to 948 and encodes 281 amino acids. The record is from RefSeq and is a predicted model, not a curated record. The transcript is spliced from 8 exons.